UAUCAAACCUGUUUGUCCAGUCAGUCAUGCCGCAGCACCUGUGGGAGGGACAGAUCUGUCCGGACACCCGCUCUAGGGACUGUCGCGGACUAUCGUUCGCUGUGGCACAAUAGUAUUCUUGUGUGGGAUCUGUGUUGAAUGACUUUGGGAGAGACGGAGACAAAUUCACCAAACAGCCUCUGUUCAACACAUAUCGUAAUCUGGAGAUCCUAAAGAUAACAGGAACGAAGUGAGGGCAUGGCAGCUCGUGUGGACGUGCCCUCUGGUGAGGUGGGCCAAGCAGGAGAUGUAGGUGUCAAGCCUGAGCUUGGCCCCAAACCUUGCCUGAUUCCCAAACCCUUUUCACUGCAGAGGAACAACACAUUCCGCUCCAUCCUAGCCCCAAAGACACCCACAACCAUUCCACAGCAAUCUCAGACCACGCCCACUACCUCCAGCAAACCAGAGCCUUGUCAGCCUAUUAGUGCCCCUGUGUCUGACUCAAGCAGCGUUGUGAAACUUGAUGCAGAGAGCACCACGAUACCUGAACUGACCAAUGCUCUCGAAGUUCCUUCAGCCAUAACACCCAAAACCGAAUCGACCCACACUACUGAACAAAACCAAACUGUUCUUUCCACAUCCCUUACUACCCCAAAAUCUGAGCCACCAGCUAGUACCACAUCUGACCCAACUGGAACCUCAGAGGCAAAUCAAGUCAGUCUAUCUGAACUGGACGAACAUGGUCCCUCUGAUACAGGCCACUCCGCCACAGGAACUGAGGCUGUACCAUCACCAUCAGUCACCUCAACUCCUCUUCAACCGCAGUCUGAAAACACUGUGAGUGAGCCCACCCCUGCGGUCGUCAGGCGCCAUGCUGGGAAGGAUCAGGCAGCCCACUUGGGAGGAGGCAGGAAGCGGCUGUCCAUGGAGCUCACCUCCAGGUUUGAGUUGGCCGGCCUCUCACUCCCCUCACAGCCACCAGCUAACCAGGAACGGGAACAGGUGACCAUGAGAGAGACUGCAGUCCCCAAAGUGUCAGUCCUCAGGGCGAAAGAGGAAGAGAAGGUCACUAAUUCACCAGGGUCACCGUCUGACCCGGAGUGCAGACUCAAGCACUCAACACCACUGAAGGAAGAGAGGGAUGGAGAAGGGGUGAAGGAGGAAGGAGAAAAGAAAGGGAGCAGCAUACAACAGAGGAUCAGUCUGCUGCUGGACUCCUCCUCGAGGCCAGAGGCUCUGACCAAUAGGGAGGAAGUACCUCAUCCAAUGAAACAAGCAGUCAGUUCUGGUGGUGUGAAACAGCGGAUCAAAGACUGGGCAGCAGACACACCUCCUGUUCAGGCAUCCAAUCAGAGGGUGGAUGUUGCCCCUCAACCAUUCCCUGUCAGAGUUCACCCUGUGUUGACUGCCACUGUGGGGUCGUUGGCGACAAGCAAAAGUGUUCAGUUAGCUCCUCGAGAGGACAAGGCUUCCACCCUACUUCACGCUGGACAUUCUGGGAUAGAAGAUGAGGAGGAGGAUGAUGAAGAGGAGGAUGAGGAAGAAGAGGAGGGAGAUAAGGAGGAGGACGUGGUACCACUCUACAAAACAGUAGGGAUGCUUCUUGGACAGGAAGAUGGAGAGGAAAAACAGGAGCUAGUGGUUGAUCAAAUAGGGAAAGAGAUGGAGGCUAAGGUGAAAGAGGAGGAAAAACUUGCAGAAGUGGAUAAAUUAAAACAGCUAGAACUAGAAGAGAGACAGGCAGAAGAUGAGAGGGAGAGAGAAAGACAAAAAGUAGUGGAGAGGGAAAUGAAGAGACAGAGAGAGGAGGAGAGGGAUAGGGAGAGACAGAGACAGGAGGAAGAGAGAAAGAGGGAAGAAGAGGAGGAGAGAAAAAGACAAAGAGAAAUGGAGAGGGAAAUGAAGAGACAGAGAAAGGAGGAGAGGGAUAUGGAGCGACAGAGACAAGAGGAGAGGGAUAGGGAGAGACAGAGAGAGGAGGAGAGGGAUAGGGAGAGACAGAGAGAGGAGGAAGAGAGAAAGAGGGAAGAAGAGGAGGAGAGAGAAAGACAGAUUGAACUUGAGAGGGAAAUGGAGAGACAGAGAGAGGAAGAAGAGAGAAAGAGGGAAGAAGAGGAGGAAAGAAAAAGACAAAAAGAAAUGGAGAGGGAAAUGAAGAGACAGAGACAGAGAGAGGAGGAAAGGGAUAGGGAGAGACAGAGAGAUGAAGAAGAGAGAGAGAGAAAGAGGAAAGAAGAGGAGAGAGAAAGACAGAUAGAACUUGAGAGGGAAAAGGAGCGACAGAGAGAGGAGGAGAGGGAUAGGGAGAGACAGAGAGAUAAAGAAGAGAGAGAGAGAAAGAGGAAAGAAGAGAAGGAGAGAGAAAGACAGAUUGAACUUGAGAGGGAAAAGGAGCGACAGAGAGAGGAGGAGAGGGAUAGGGAGAGACAGAGAGAUAAAGAAGAGAGAGAGAGAAAGAGGAAAGAAGAGAAGGAGAGAGAAAGACAGAUUGAACUUGAGAAGGAAAGGGAGCGACAGAGAGAGGAGGAAGAGAGCGAGAGAAAGAGGAAAGAAGAGAAGGAGAGAGAAAGACUGAUAGAA
Molecule: messenger RNA, 2559 nt
Organism: Salmo salar (Atlantic salmon)
Lineage: Eukaryota; Metazoa; Chordata; Actinopteri; Salmoniformes; Salmonidae
Source: RefSeq, a predicted model, not a curated record